AUGGGCUGUUCAGCUAGUUAAUUAGAAAUGGUUGGAGCUCCAGGAAGUCUAUAAGAUGAAAGGCCAUGGUUAAAAAUAAAUAUACCUUUGGUAAAUGCAAAAGUUAGUUCGCAUCAUCAUGUCUUUCCAUUGCAGGAAAUAAGAGACUCAGGCUGGAGAUGCAGCGGAAGGGAGUCAUUUCCUAUGGGAUGUCUAGGCGGAAUCAAUGAUUUUCAUAUAUCUAGUUAAAUGCCAGGUUAUAAAUGCUCUGACUACGAAAAAUGUGACUUCGAUUUUUGUAAGUAUUGUAUGAUGUACUCAUAUCACAUCGAUAAUACAACGGCUAAACUUACUGGAAGAUGGACUGGGUAUGUUGAAAUGGAUGGAGUCUAGAAAUAACUAACUAUCCCUAAGUUUGUAAUGAAUGAAGGAAUUAUCAAGGGAUAAGGAAUAGAUGAGAUAGGAGAAUAUGAUAUAAAUGGAAUAUAUAAAGAAUUAGACUGCAAAUUCAAUAAAAUAGGAGCUGAUAAAAAAUUAGAAAGAUACUUCGGUACUUUGAAAAUAGUAAAUAACGAGAGAAAGAUCAUAGGAAACUAUUUGGUAGAUGAUAAAAAAGGCAAAUUUGAGUUGAAAGAAUAAUCAAAGUUCUCAAAACAGAUAUGA
This is a messenger RNA of Stylonychia lemnae, 642 nucleotides long. The record is from the annotation of a GenBank genome assembly. NCBI's taxonomy places the organism in Eukaryota, Ciliophora, Spirotrichea, Sporadotrichida, Oxytrichidae.